Molecule: messenger RNA, 4460 nt
Organism: Drosophila ficusphila
Lineage: Eukaryota; Metazoa; Arthropoda; Insecta; Diptera; Drosophilidae
Exons: 6
Biological process (GO): phospholipid translocation; retrograde transport, endosome to Golgi
Cellular component (GO): trans-Golgi network; endosome
Source: RefSeq, a predicted model, not a curated record
GUUGUCGCGUUUCUUUGCUUGCGUGCGGUUGAUCCGCGGAUAGUUUACCCUGCAAACUCGCAGAAAAUGCAAACUUAGGCGAGAUAUAGGAAAACUGACCACCGACAGGUGCCGAAAGUGCGAACCGAGCGAAGGAAAAGCCAUUGAACGACAAAAAAUUAACAAGCGAGGAAAACAGCGUAGAAUUUCCCGAAACAAUAACAACAACAACGGCUGCAACCACAAAAAAAAUUUAACUCAAUUAAAAGAAACGGAGGAAAAUGCAAUUGAAUUGCCGAGAAAAUGUGUGAAGUGUGCUGAUGUGUUUGCGUGGAAAUGGAGCGAAUUGUGAUUUUGUCUAGUGUUUUCCGCUGCCAGAAAAGUGUGCGCAGGAAAAUCGCUGACAAUUCGUGAGGGGAAAGAGAAAAUUCGGGGAAAAUUCAAUACAAAAACGCGGAAAACAAAAACAGAAACGAAAAUCGGAAGAGAGAGAGAAAAGAAAAUAAAUAUCUUUUAUACCUGUGUGGGUGUGUGUGCGUCAGUGUGUGCGUGUGCAAAAGAAGAAGAUCAAAGCGAAACGACAAAAACAACGGCAACAAAAACUACACACAGCUGACUUCCUCUUCUCUCACCUUCCUGCAUACACUGUCCGAAAAAGCAUAUUUAUUACUACUGAUAAUGCAAAAACACCAACGACUACUUCCAAACGCCGGCUUUUAAACUAGUCAUCAUAAAGAUACAACAGCUAAUUAAACAUAUCCCAAAACCGACAAAAAAUAAUUAAAAUUCCAGUCAACAAAGUAAUCUAGUAAAAUUAAAUUCUUAGUAAGAAAAAACAAAACACAUCGCAAUGGAUUGGAUCAUCAACGACGAGAUGGGCCUUACGGUGGGUCAUGUUGUGGGCUGGGCCGCCGCCUCAGCGAUGGUCAUUGGGGGCGUAAUCCCCUACGUUCCCCAAUACAUUGAGAUCAAGAAGACGCAGGACGCGGAGGGGUUCUCACUGUACGUCUGCCUCGCCCUGCUGGUCGCCAACUCGCUGAGAAUACUCUUCUGGUUCUCCAGCCGCUACGAGCUUCCACUGCUGGUGCAGAGCGUCGUGAUGAACGUGACCAUGUUCCUGAUGAUCCAUCUGUGCGUGAAGGUGAAGCGGGUGAACGCCAACAACCGCGAGCUCGCCCUGCGAGGCGAUGAACUGCAUUUGCCCAAAGUGAUGACGGACACGGACACGGGCGCCUCUGUUUCCACGGAAGCCGGCGGAAGCGUCCUCAAGCGAGUUCGCUCCCGGCAUUAUCUCACUGACCUGGACUUCAAGCACUUUUGGAGCUGGACAGACUUCCAAUCGUAUCUGGACUUCAUGCUCCUAGUUUGGUUCGUGGGCGCCGCCAUAACAUAUCUGAUGCUGUCCGUUCAUUGGUUCAUGGAAUCCAUGGGCUUCGUGGCCGUCUUCACAGAGGCCAUGUUAGGGGCGCCACAAUUUCUGCGCAACUUUAAGAAUAAAUCAACAUAUGGAAUGAGCAUACACAUGGUGAUCAUGUGGACGCUCGGUGAUAUGUUUAAGACUGGUUACUUUAUUGUUAGGAAAGCCCCAUCGCAAUUCUGGAUCUGUGGCACGCUGCAGGUCAGCUUGGACAUAGCGAUCCUGUCGCAGGUGUGGUUCUACCGUAAGAAUUCCAAGCCGCGCGAUUUGCGGCGCGGCGAUUAGCAGUUUGCCCCCGAAGAACAGCCACAGCACAACCACCAUCACCACCACGAUCUGCAUACAUCCCAUUCCCAGUCCGAGGAGCACCAGCUCUCGCUGCCCGUGACGGUGAGCAGCAGUGGCGACGACCACCUGCUGACCGCCCGUGCGGACGACGAGCACUUCAAGGUGCUGGACUUUGGUCAGUGCCACGAUAACCGUGCGUUUCAGUAUCACAAUAAUAACAAGAUGUUGCCCAGACCAGGAGGCAGUGGCAAGAGCAAGGACGACAGCAGCAUGGCCGCCGCCCUGGAGGUCGUCAUCGUCCAUUCGCCGGCUUCCAAGGAGCAGCGCCUCAUCGGCGGUCAGGAGUCAGCGAGCAGCGGCUGCUGUCGCCGUAAGCGAAACAAUGCCACCCAAACUAAAAUGGAGGGCGGCAGUUGCUGCUGCGUGAUCACCACGCACCACCACCACUGCCACUGUAACCACCACAGGCACCAUCACCACCAUUGCCACUACAGGAGCUCCAAGCGACGAGCUCUGCUCCACCAGAAGAGGAGCCACCGCCAUCACAAUCUGCAGGUCAAGCAGUCGAACCACAAACCAAUGCUUCCAUCAAACCAAAACAACAACAACAAGUCUUCCUUGGACUCCAGCGAAGAGGCGAUGCACCACCAGGCCAUCGCCAUCGAGAUCGAUGCGGCGACGAUGAGCGAGGAUGGCGAGGAGAACAACAGCAGCACGGCCACCUCGAACUUCCCGUACAAAGUGGCCAGCGAGGGCGUGAAGCCCAUCAUAAUGGCUCCUCUGCGGGAGCAGCAUCGCCAUAGGAGAGGCUCCCUGAACUCCAACACCACCAUCGAAACCGACGAGCUCUCCCACGACGACGACGACGACGACGACGAUGAUGUGCGAAUGGGUUCCCACCACUUGCCGGAGGAUGAGGCGCAGCUCACGCAGCCGGCGAUCACGAACAGUUCGAGUAGCUCCACGAAGAGGGGCAAUCCCGCCUCGGCGCCAGCGCGAAACGAGUGUGUGCGGAUCAAGCGGAAGCGGUUCAUAGCCGAGGCUGGGCAGGAUUACUGCAGCAGUUGCUCGAGCUCCUGUUCGUGCAGCAGUCUCGAUGAGGAUCUGGAGGCCCAUCGCGAAAUGACCGUUUCGGCGGAGUGUCAUCAGUGUGUUCCCGGUUCGCGGAGAGCCAGCUUCUGUUCCUGCCACAACUCCAGCUGCUGCUGCGGCUCCUGCUCUCGCGGGGAUGAGGAGGACGACGAGGAGGAGGAAGCGGACGACGAGGACGACGAGACCACGGGGCAAAGGGAGAGCUUUUGCACGGCUGCGGAUCACACGAUAACUCCGUCGCAGGAGGGCGACGAUAUGCACAGCAGCACAUUGACACCCUUGAGCACCCAGAGGUCCUCCUUCAUGGAUCAGGAUCACGGCGAUCACACCAUGCGAAGUGACAAUGGCGGAGGCAACCUAACCGAUGCAGAUGCCUCGUCGCUGAGCCAGUCGGCGGAGUACUUUUCGCUGUCGUCCACCGCCGGAGGAGCCGCCUCUUUUCCCAUCAAAGAGGAGGACAAAGCGGACAAGCCGGAGAAGAGGGAGGCGAGGGAUGCGAAGGAUAGAGAAGUGGAGCCACCGUCCUGCAAGCACUGGAGCCGCAACCCGCACGGGAAACACAAACGGGGCUCCUCGCCGGUGGACAACUCCUUAUGACGAAGUGUCUCGCUGGUCGCCUGGCCAGCCAUCGAUGUGAACGCCCUGCUGCAGCAGACCAUCCGCAAGUCCGCCGUGCUGCAGGAGACGCCGGUGCGCAGGAGAACCACUGCCAAAACGGGUGCGGGAACAGCGGGAAGUAACGAUUCAUCCACGGCCACCUUGACGGCCAGUGUGGUGACUGUGGCCAAGUAUCCCUCACCCGGAUUAGUCAGCACCGUCACCAGUUUGAACGGGUGUGGCACCACCUACAGCUACACCACCACCACGGCUGCUCCUCCAAAUUCGAAUCCCGCAGCAGCUGGCAAGCGAAACGCCAAGUACUCGCCCGUUCCGAAUUCCGAGGCCUACCAGUGCGAUCCACUGCAGCAGAGCUCCACGGAGAUCAUCUUAUAACUCAUGCAAACAUACCUCUGCAUCCUUGACUUUUAUACAGUGUGAAACCGUAUGGGAAUCAAGGGUAAACCUCAUUAGUAGGAAGGGAUUAUGAUUAUACACAAUCGCAGAAGACAUAACACCAAUCACUCGUGGAAAACCAAAAUUCAUUAAGCUGUUCAAUUUGUUGUUAUUCGGGGGUAACAAAAACCAAAACCAAGACGAGGACGUAGAAGAGGCAGACCUAGUUUAUACACUUAGAACAUAACACCAAUGUACAUUAUUUUUUAUGUGAGAUGCGAGAUCAAAGGAUUAGCUUAAAAUGUAACUAGUUUUAAAUCCUUAGUUUUUCGGACUACGAGAAUUUAAAGAAGGGUUUCAGCUGGGGAAGGGACCAAGCCAGAGUUGUCAAAGCCUUCGAAGUUUUCCAAAUCCACGCAAAGACAUAUCCACUUUGUGCAAAUUUCUAGCUUAGUUAACUUUCCUCAGCUUGGGCCUCUCACCUUGUUUAGAUUUAACUUGAUAAAUCGUCAUUGUUUUUCGUACAUUAGUCAAAUUCAUUUCGUAGUCCUGUAAGUUCUGUAACAAAAUCAAACUUUAAUCUCGAUAUUAUUCGUAAAAUGAAUUUUUAAUUUUAUCAUUUCCUAGCAGAAUUUAUUAGCUAAGAUCUAUUAAAAUUGAUACAAAAUAAACGAAACCCAAGCAGAACUUA